GCUCAUCACGGGGAGUGGUGAAUGGAAUAACCCACACAAAGUUAUAAGAAACGCUUCUUCGUACUCUACGUGAAGUAAUGACAAAUUAGAAUUAGUUUUUAUUUGCAGGCCACAGUUAUUUCGCAAUCCCUAAUGUCGUGUGUGGAGUCUUUAUUGAGCGGUAAGUUCUGGCUUGCUUUCAAUGACUUUGCCUUCGGCAUAUCGGCCAUACCGUUACUUUUUGUUUCCGAAACCUGUCUCACAGACGUUGUUCAUGGAAAUCUUUUGGGAAAUUAUAUUUUUAUAUCAUUUUUAUAAUAGAUUAUUUAAUAGGUUUGUUUUUGUGUUCGCGUGUGUAGACCUGUCGAUUUACUUCAAUUUGCAGGCCAUUUAGUAAUUGGAAAUGUAUCACCAAAUGUUGUGACAUUAUGAUGGUGUAUUUAGACACUGAAUUUCUGUGCAACAUUUCUGUUAUUGUUUAAUCUUUUCUCAAUCUCAUACACCACGCCUCCUUCCGAAAACAAUUGAAAGAGAAGGUCAUCUAAAGGGUUUGGAAUAGGAGACAAGUAGAGAGAGAUAUUAAGGGGUAUGAAAUUAAGGGGAAAAAAUCUUUGAUGUGUUGGUACUUUUUUACUGCUGUCACUGUUUUGGCAUGCUUCCUGCUCUGUUACUUCCUGUGAAGAAAAGUUGAAGUGAAAGAAGAAGUUGAAAUCAACCUCAUGUGCAAGAUAACAGUUUAAGUAUAUGACUUAUCAGCAUAGCAUAUUAUUUAUAAAUGAUCUUCUUAUAAGUUUACAGAUAUAUCAUUAUCUCAUCCCUAACACACCUAUAAAACAUACUCAUUAUGGGCUGGCGUACUGUCAUGAACAUUUGUUCAGUAAUUGAAAGGUUGCUUAUAAUUCUCAUGCUAUGACUUCUGUCACCUAGCAUGAUAUUUAACCUGUCAUCCUGUCCCUCAGCAAGACCAUUAACUUGAAUUGCUCCCAGGUCUGUACUGUAAAUAAGAAUGUGUUUGUAGAAUACUUACCUUGUAAAAUUACAGUAAAAACAAUCUAUACACACACACAGACUAAUUCUAUUGUCAUUAUCUUCAUUGAUAUUAGAUAACUUGUGUUAUGGCAAAGCAAGUGAGCGAUGAAGAUCUUCACUCUGUAGUCCAUAGAGAAGAGAACAGGAGGCGGAGAAGAAAGAUGAAAGCCUUCACUUCCACCUUCUCUGUGAUCAUGGACCAGAUUUCUAUUGAGUUUGUCCUUCCCACAUCCACAAAGAGCAGCCGCAGCCCGGACACCCUGCUUCUGGAGGUGGCUGCAAAUUGGACCGUGGAGCAGGUUAAAGCUCAGGUUUGGCUUAGGGCAGUAGCUAGCAACUUGUGCCCUGAGUUUUAUCAGAAGUUCUCCCCUGACCACUGCAUUCUGCUGUACCAGAAGAAGGGCAAUUGGUGUGAGAUCUAUGACAAGCACCAGGUGUUCCAGACUCUAGACUGCAUUCGGUACUGGAAAGCUCUGAAGAAAGACGUGGGGAAGAUCCAUCUGACAUGCAGACCUCAGCCCUCUGAGGACUCCGUCCGGUAUCAGAGGUACCUCAACUACCUGAUUGGCUAUGACGUCACCGACGUCAGCAAUGUGCACGACGAUGAGCUCGAGUUCACGAGGCGGAAGCUGUUCAGCCCCCGCAGAAUUGAACUGUCCGACCGCGACCCAAAACUCUACUCGAUGGACCCUUGGAUCACAUCCAAGCCCCUUCCAGAGUACCUUCUUGCCAAGGUGACCAACAACCACAUCCUGCUGGUCAUCCACAAGAGCACGGCCAGCCAGACCAUUAAGGUGUCCAUCGACGAUACGCCUGUCCAGGUGCUCCAAACAUUCUUCGCCAAGAUUGCUAACAAGAGGGCUCUGUUAGGCAUCCCCGAUGACAUGUGUGAAGCGGACUAUGUCUUGAGGGUUUGUGGCAGGGAGGAGUACAUCUAUGGCAAUCACCCGGUCAGGGAUUUCCAUUGGAUCCGACAGUGCCUGAAGAACGGUGAGGAGAUCCAUCUGGUUCUGGAGUCCGCUCCUAACCCAGAGCAGGACCAGGUCCAAAGAGAGGACUGGGCACAGGUAGAUGACUGUACUGGAGUGGCAGGAACUCACGAGCAGCUGACCAUCGAAGAGAAAGACCACGAAAGGGUCUUCACUAUCUCUCUUUGGGACUGCAGCAGAAAGUUCAGGGUUAAAGUCCUAGGCAUUGACAUCCCAACCUUACCGAGGAACCCAGAGCUGAUUGUGUUUGUGGAGGCCAGUAUCUUCCAUGGUCAGCAGCUCCUGGCACAGGAGAGAACCACCUCCAAGGCCUUUACUGAGGAAGUGCUGUGGAACACCUGGCUGGAGUUCAAUAUACGCAUCAGAGACCUUCCCAAGGGGUCUCGUCUUAGCCUGCAGGUCUCCUGUGGGAAGGCCCAGACCCAGCCCACUAAGGGCAACUCCUCCUACCAUGAGAUUGGGGCAGGAGGAGGGGGCGGCCAUGACAAGACCAAAAGUCGCCUGCUGUACUACGUCAACCUGCUCCUGGUGGACCACCGCUCGCUGCUCCGCCAGGGGGAAUUUAUCCUCCACAUGUGGAAGAUGCCAGAAAAGACGGAGGACAACAGCAGCGUAAACGCAGACAAGCUCACGUCGGCGACCAACCCGGACAAGGCUUCAUCCAUGGCCCUAGCCAUCCUGCUGGACAAAUACUGCUACCCUGUGGCGCUGCCCAAGAGCAGGGAGAGCAAAGAGCCUGGAGGGGAUGGUCGCAGUGCUGAGGGUGGGGAGAGGGGACUGAGGGAAAUGCCCAACCACCUCAGGAAGCAGUUUGAGGCUAUUAUUGAGACCGAUCCGCUUCACCAUCUAAGUCCAGAGGACAAGGAGCUUCUGUGGCACUUCAGACAGGAAUGUAUGCGCCACCCCAGUGCAUACCCCAAGCUUCUGAGCUCAGUGCGGUGGGGAAGGCAGGAGGCCGUGCUGGCCACUCAUCGGCUGUUGGAGAGGAGCACAGUGUGGGACCGAAGCCCCCUGGACGUUGGCUUGGCCAUGCAGCUGUUAGACUGCCACUACUCCGACGCUAACGUCCGCUCAAUGGCCGUACGCAAGCUGGAGACACUGGGGGACGAUGACGUCCUGCGGUACCUUCUGCAGCUGGUUCAGGCUGUGAAGUUUGAGCCGUACCAUGACAGCGCACUGGCCAGGUUCUUGCUGAAAAGAGCUCUCCGGAGCAAGAGGAUAGGACAUUUUCUCUUCUGGUUCCUGAGGAGUGAGAUAGCCACCUCCAUGCACUACCAGCAGAGGUACGCUGUGCUGCUGGAAGCCUACCUCCGAGGCUGUGGAGAUGACAUGCUGCAGGACUUCAGACACCAGGUUGAGAUGACAGAAGCCCUGCAGAAGGUUACAAGGGAAAUCAAGACCAUGUCGGCGGAGAAAUAUGAUGUUUCGGCACAAGUUGUGUUCCAGCUGCGUCAGAAACUGGAGAACCUUCAGACAUCAGGCCUUCCAGAAAGCUUUCGUGUACCCUAUGACCCUGGCCUGAGGGCUGGAGCUCUGGUGAUAGAGCAGUGCAAGGUGAUGGCCUCGAAGAAGAAACCGCUUUGGCUGCAGUUUAAACGAGCUGAUCCCACCACGCGAUCCAGUGACACCAUUGGGAUCAUUUUUAAGGAUGGAGAUGACCUCAGACAGGACAUGCUUAUACUGCAGAUCCUGCUGAUCAUGGAGUCUAUAUGGGAGGAAGAGUCUUUGGAUCUGUCUCUAUUGCCCUACGGUUGUAUUUCUACUGGGAAUAAAAUAGGGAUGAUUGAGAUAGUGAAGGAUGCCACCACCAUUGCCAACAUUCAGCAGAGUGUUGUGGGAAGCACAGGAGCGUUCAAGGAUGAGAUCCUCAACCAAUGGCUCCAGGACAAGUGCGUUAAUGAGGAGAAGUUCCAGCAGGCGGUGGAGAGGUUUGUGUUUUCCUGUGGUGGGUAUUGUGUUGCCACCUACGUGCUGGGGGUAGGAGACCGCCACAACGACAACAUCAUGAUCACUGAAUCUGGUAACCUGUUCCACAUAGAUUUUGGACACAUACUAGGGAACUACAAAAGUUUCCUAGGUAUCAGCAAGGAAAGAGUGCCCUUUGUCCUCACCCCAGACUUCCUCUACGUCAUGGGCACGUCAGGGAAGAAGAGCAGCCCGCACUUCCUGAAGUUCCAGGAUGUGUGUGUGCGGGCCUACCUUGCUCUCCGGCACCACACCAACCUGCUCAUCAUCCUGUUCUCCAUGAUGCUGAUGACGGGCAUGCCCCAGCUCACCAGUAAAGAAGACAUUGAGUACAUCCGGGAGGCACUGACUGUUGGCCACCCGGAGGAGGAAGCACAGCGCCACCUCCUGGACCAGAUAGAGAUAUGCAGGGACAAGGGCUGGACCGUCCAGUUUAACUGGUUCCUACACCUGGUGCUGGGCAUCAAGCAGGGUGUAGAGAAGCGCUCUGCUUAGGGGCAUCUGUCUUAUGCCAGUGUGUGCGUUGGCAAGAAUGUCCGGUCCAAAAAUGUUAGGUCCUGUAUUGCUCAGUUGGUAGAGCAGAGUGCUUUGUAUCAACAGGGUUGUGGGUUUGAUUUCUGUGGGGGUGUGUAUUAAAAUGACUUAGUACUGUCACUGGAUUACUGUGUUUGGUAGAAAAUUAUGUAAAUGUUUCAAAAUGGGACUGAACAAUUUUGAAACCCGUUUUUUUGUAAAAUAACUAUGUUUACAGACUUUUAAAAUAACUGUUAAAUAUGUGGAUGUACAAUUUGGCAAAGUAAUGAUGUAACCAACUUCGAUUCAUUACUCAUUGACCAAACCAUUGACUGUAUCCUGUACCGGCCUUGGUUUUGCACUUCAGAGAUCAAGGCCUUACCAUUAUUUGUAUGAGUUAUAAAUAUAUAUUGAAUAACGUUUGCUACCUAAUACAUUUAAUUAAAUUGUAUCUUCUGUUCUAAAACACGAUUUGCAUGACUGAUUAUGUACCUCAAUCAACACGUGUCAGCUAGUAAUA
This is a messenger RNA of Esox lucius (northern pike), 4995 nucleotides long. RefSeq names its product phosphatidylinositol-4,5-bisphosphate 3-kinase, catalytic subunit gamma (gene pik3cg). Gene Ontology annotation, biological process: phosphatidylinositol-3-phosphate biosynthetic process; phosphatidylinositol-mediated signaling; cell migration. The transcript is spliced from 15 exons. The record is from RefSeq and is a predicted model, not a curated record. Lineage: Eukaryota; Metazoa; Chordata; Actinopteri; Esociformes; Esocidae. Gene Ontology annotation, molecular function: 1-phosphatidylinositol-4-phosphate 3-kinase activity; 1-phosphatidylinositol-3-kinase activity. The coding region runs from base 1095 to 4457 and encodes 1120 amino acids. Gene Ontology annotation, cellular component: phosphatidylinositol 3-kinase complex, class IA; cytoplasm; plasma membrane.